Messenger RNA from Aspergillus puulaauensis, 273 nucleotides. RefSeq lists its product as uncharacterized. The transcript has 2 exons. Bases 1 to 273 code for a protein of 90 amino acids. Lineage: Eukaryota; Fungi; Ascomycota; Eurotiomycetes; Eurotiales; Aspergillaceae. The record is from RefSeq and is a predicted model, not a curated record.
AUGCGUACAGUUGGAUCAAUGGCUUCCUCACUUUGGGCAAGCAGCCAGCAACCGAAAGUAACUCUGAAGGUGACUCUGAAGGUGACUCUGAAGGUGACUCUGAAGGUGACUCUGGUGAAGGUGAAGGUGAAGAUGAAGGCAAAGCAGCUGAAGGUGAAGAUGAAGGUGAUGAAGGUGAAGCAGAUGAAGGUGAUGAAGGUGAAGCAGAUGAAGGCGAUGAAGGUGAAGCAGAGGACAGAGAACCAGGCUCAAACUCUGCUGUUGACAUGGUGA